Messenger RNA from Theileria orientalis strain Shintoku, 285 nucleotides. Its product is annotated as U6 snRNA-associated sm-like protein. NCBI's taxonomy places the organism in Eukaryota, Apicomplexa, Aconoidasida, Piroplasmida, Theileriidae. Gene Ontology annotation, biological process: mRNA splicing, via spliceosome. Gene Ontology annotation, molecular function: RNA binding. Bases 1 to 285 code for a protein of 94 amino acids. Gene Ontology annotation, cellular component: precatalytic spliceosome; U6 snRNP; U4/U6 x U5 tri-snRNP complex. The transcript has 3 exons. The record is from RefSeq and is a predicted model, not a curated record.
AUGGCCCCUAUUUUGGAGCAGUACAUCGAAAGUAACGUGUUUGUUAUAUCAGUGGACGGACGAGUUUUUGUUGGAGUGUUGAAGGGAUUCGACCAGCUCACCAACCUUGUUCUAUAUAACUGCUUGGAACGAGUAUAUCACCCCGAGGCGCCAGUAGAGGAGCUAGAACUGGGAGUGUAUAUAUUAAGAGGCGAUAACGUAGUACUCGUCGGAGAGGUUGAUUUGGAUAUCGACAGGAGUAUGGCCGGCAUAGAGGCCAUACCGCUUAAGCCAGUAGUGUACUGA